AUGGCCCCCAAUGUCUUCUGGAUCGGUCUUGGCAACAUGGGCCGUGGAAUGGCCAAGAACAUCGCCGAGAAAGGCCAACUGGGCGGUCCUUUGGCCAUCUACAACCGGUCUAAGCAACGAGCAGUUGAUCUGAGCGCCGGUCUCCCCUCAGGAAAGUCGGAGGUGGCAGAGUCCGUCGAGGCCGGCGUGGCAAAGGCCGACGUCAUAUUCAUCUGCCUCGCAAACGAUGCAGCUGUCACAGAGACGGUCAGCGCUAUCGUGAAGGCCGACAUUAAAGGCAAGGUGGUUGUUGACUGCUCAACCAUCCACCCCGACACCACCGAGGCAAUCGCCAAGACGAUUAUCUCCAAGGGUGCCGAGUUCGUCGCGUGCCCUGUCUUUGGCGCACCACCGAUGGCGGACGCCGGUCAGCUUGUGCCCGUUCCCGCUGGGCCUAAGUCGGCUGUCGAUAGGAUCAAGCCGUUCCUUGAGGGUGUCACCUCGCGGGCGAUCAUCGACAUGAGCGGCGAGCCUUACAGCAAGGCCUCGCAACUCAAGCUGCUGGGUAAUACGUUCAUCCUGAACAUGGUCGAGCAAGUCGCCGAGGGCCACGUGCUCGCCGAGAAGAGCGGGCUGGGGACACAGUACUCGCACAAGUUCAUCGAGCUAAUGCUGCCUGGCAUAUACCCUCCCUACUCGACUAGGAUGCUGAGCGGCGACUACUGGAAGAGGAAGGAGCCUCUGUUCCACGCAGAUCUCGCCAGGAAAGACGCCGGGCACGCCUUGAAGAUCGCGAAGGACUCUGGGGUAAAGCUUGGAAACCUCGAGGUGGCGGAUGCCCAUCUGGCAAAGAUCCAGGAGCACACGGAUAAUGGCGACAUUGCGGGCAUCUACGGAGCCGUCAGACAGGAGAAUGGCCUGAAAUUUGAGAACGAUGCUUAG
Diaporthe citri is the source of this 921-nucleotide messenger RNA. RefSeq lists its product as uncharacterized. NCBI's taxonomy places the organism in Eukaryota, Fungi, Ascomycota, Sordariomycetes, Diaporthales, Diaporthaceae. The transcript has 2 exons. Gene Ontology annotation, molecular function: oxidoreductase activity, acting on the CH-OH group of donors, NAD or NADP as acceptor; NADP binding. The record is from RefSeq and is a predicted model, not a curated record. Bases 1 to 921 code for a protein of 306 amino acids.